Messenger RNA from Nannospalax galili (Upper Galilee mountains blind mole rat), 9301 nucleotides. RefSeq names its product collagen type VII alpha 1 chain (gene Col7a1). The coding region runs from base 6 to 9155 and encodes 3049 amino acids. The transcript is spliced from 119 exons. Gene Ontology annotation, molecular function: serine-type endopeptidase inhibitor activity; protein binding. The record is from RefSeq and is a predicted model, not a curated record. Lineage: Eukaryota; Metazoa; Chordata; Mammalia; Rodentia; Spalacidae.
CUGGGAUGGGGACUUUUCUCAGCUCUGCCCGCGGGACUUGCGGCAGCGGCAGCGGCGGCGGCGGCGGGAGCUGGCAGAAGCACAGGAUGAGAGUGCGGCUCCUGGUCACUGCGCUCUGCGCCGAGAUCCUGGCAGGGGCGCCUGGAGUGUGGGCCCAGCCCAGGGAGAGAGUGACCUGCACUCGUCUUUACGCCGCUGACAUCGUUUUCUUACUCGACGGCUCUUCUUCCAUUGGCCGCAGCAACUUCCGAGAAGUGCGAGGCUUCCUGGAGGGACUGGUGCUUCCUUUCUCAGGGGCAGCCAGUGCACAGGGCGUCCGCUUUGCCACGGUGCAGUACAGUGAUGACCCUCAGACAGAGUUUGGUCUGGAUGCUCUCAACUCUGGAAGUGAUACUAUCCGUGCCAUUCGUGAGCUCAGCUACAAGGGUGGCAACACUCGUACAGGGGCUGCUCUCCUCCAUGUGUCUGACCAUGUCUUCUUGCCCCAUCUGACCCGACUUGGCAUCCCCAAGGUCUGUAUCCUAAUCACAGAUGGGAAGUCUCAGGACUUAGUGGACAUAGCUGCCCAGAAACUGAAGGGGCAGGGAGUCAAGCUGUUUGCUGUGGGAAUCAAGAAUGCUGAUCCUGAGGAGUUGAAGCGCGUUGCCUCACAGCCAACCAGUGAUUUCUUCUUCUUCGUCAAUGACUUCAGCAUCUUGAGGACACUCUUACCCCUCAUUUCCCGGAGGGUAUGCACGACUGCUGGUGGCGUGCCUGUAACCCAGCCUUGUGAGUUCCUGCCCAUGCCGGGUGCCCUGAAUCAAGCUGAUGAUGCUAUAUCUGGGCCUCGGGACCUGGUGCUGUCUGAGCCAGGCAGUCAGUCCUUGAGAGUACAGUGGACAGCAGCUAGUGGCCCUGUGACUGGCUACAAGGUUCAGUACACUCCUCUGACAGGACUGGGACAGCCACUACCAAGUGAGCGGCGGGAGGUGAACGUCCCAGGUGGCAAGACCAGUGUGCAGCUGCAGGGUCUCCGGCCACUGACUGAAUACCAAGUGACUGUGGUUGCCCUCUACGCCAACAGCAUUGGGGAGGCUGUGAGUGGGACAGCUUGGACCUCUGCUGUGGAAGGGCUAGAGCUGAGCAUCCAGAACGCCACAGCCCACAGCCUCCUGGUGGCCUGGAGGAGAGUGCCAGGUGCCACUGGCUACCGUGUGACAUGGCGAGUCCUCAGCGGUGGGGCAACACAGCAGCAGGACCUGGUCCCUGGACAGGGGUCAGUGUUCCUACAUGGCUUGGAGCCUGGCACAGAUUAUGAAGUGACUGUCAGCACCCUAUUUGGCCAUAGUGUGGGCCCUGCUACUUCCCUGACUGCCCGAACUGACUUCUCUGUUGAGCAGACCCUGCGCCCUGUCAUCUUGAGCCCCACAUCUAUCUUUCUUUCCUGGAACUUGGUGCCUGAGGCCCGUGGCUACCGGCUAGAGUGGCAUCGCGAGAGUGGCUCAGAGCCACCACAGAAAGUAGUACUGCCCUCUGAUGUGACCCACUACCAGUUGGAUGAGUUGCAGCCAGGCACUGAGUAUCGCCUCACUCUCUACACUCUGUUGGAGGGCCAUGAGGUGGCCACCCCUGCAACUGUGGUCCCUACAAGGUCAGAGCUGCCAGUAGGUCCUGUGAUGAAUCUACAAGUGACUGAACUGCCUGGGCAGCGGGUACAAGUGUCUUGGGACCCAGUCUCCAGUGCCACAGAAUACCGCAUUACUGUUCGCAGCACCCAGGGUGUUGAGCGGACCCUGUUGCUUCCUGGGAGUCAGACAGCCUUUGACUUGGAUGAUGUUCGAGCUGGGAUUAACUAUAAUGUGCGAGUGUCUGCUCGAGUGGGUGCUCGUGAAGGUGAUGCCAGUGUCCUAACGAUCCGCCGAGAUCCAGAAACACCACUUACUGUCCCAGGCUUGCGGCUUGUGGCAUCAGAUGCAACAAGAGCAAGGGUGGCCUGGGGACCUGUUCCUGGAGCCAGUGGAUUUCAGAUUAGCUGGAGGACUGACAGUGGUCCAGAGUCUAGUCAGAUGCUGCCUCCAGACUCCACUGCCACAGACAUCCUGGGGCUGCAGCCUGGAACCUCUUAUCACGUGACUGUGUCAGCACUCAGAGGGAGACAAGAGGGCCCCCCUGCAUUCAUUGUGGUUCAAACUGACCCACUGGGCGCAGUGAGGAGAGUCCAUAUGACCCAGGCUGGCAGCUCAUCUGUCUCCAUUGCCUGGACCAGGGUUCCUGGUGCUACGGGAUACAAGGUUUCCUGGCACUCAGGCCAUGGCCCAGAGAAAUCUCAGUUGGUUUCUGGGGAGGCCACAGUGGCUGAACUAGAUGGGCUGGAGCCAGACACUGAGUAUACAGUGCGAGUGAGAACCCAUGUAGCUGGCGUGGAUGGAGUCCCUGCCUCUGUGGUUGUGAGAACCACCCCCGAACCUGUGGGCAGUGUGUCAAAACUGCAAAUCCUCAAUGCUUCCAGCGAUGUUCUACGGGUCAUCUGGGUAGGGGUCCCUGGAGCCACAUCCUACAGAUUGGUGUGGGGUCGGAGUGAAGGUGGCCCCACGAAACACCAGAUACUCCCAGGAAGCAAAGACUCCGCAGAGAUUCGAGGUCUCGAAGGUGGAGUCAGUUACUCAGUUCGAGUGACUGCACUGGUUGGAGACCGAGAGGGAGCGCCCGUUUCCAUUGUCGUCACCACACCGCCUGAGGCUCCAUCACCUCUGGAGACCCUUCAAGUAGUGGAACGUGGGGAACAUUCAUUGAGGCUUCGCUGGGAUCGAGUACCCGGAGCACAGGGCUUCCGUCUGCGUUGGCAACCUGAGGGUGGCCAGGAACAGUUCCGGAUCUUGGGGCCCGAGUCUAGCAGCUACAACCUGGAUGGGCUGGAGCCAGCAACACUGUACCAUGUAUGGCUGAGUGUCCUGAGGCCAGCUGGAGAAGGACCCCCCAGGGAGGUGACUGCACACACUGCGUCCCCUCACGUCCCAAGUACUGAAUUACAUGUAGUGGACACGUCCAUUGACUCAGUGACUUUGGCCUGGACCCCGGUGUCUGGGGCAGACACCAGCUACAUCCUGUCCUGGCGGCCACUUAGAAGCACUGGCCAGGAAGUGCCUGAAGCAUCACAGACACUGCCAGGGAUCUCAAGCUCCCACAGGGUGACAGGCUUAGAACCUGGUAUCUCCUAUAUAUUUUCUCUGACACCUGUCCAAAGGGGUAUACAGGGUCCUGAGGUCUCUGUCACUCAGAAGCCAGUGUGUCCCCGUGGACAGGUGGACGUGGUGUUCCUGUUGCAUGCCACUCGAGACAAUGCUCACAAUGCAGAGGCUGUAAGGCGGGUCCUGGAGCAGCUGGUGUCUGCACUUGGGCCUCUUGGGCCUCAGGCUGCUCAGGUUGGCCUGCUGUCCUACAGUCACCGGCCCUCCCCACUGCUCUCACUGAAUAGUUCUCAUGACCUUGGCACCAUCUUCCAGAAGAUCCGUGACAUCCCUUAUGUGGACCCAAGUGGAAACAACCUAGGCACAGCCGUGAUCACAGCUCAUAGAUACUUCUUGGCACCUAAUGCUCCUGGCCGCCGUCAGCAAGUACCAGGGGUUAUGGUUCUGUUAGUGGAUGAACCACUGAGAGGCGACAUAUUCAACUCCAUUCGUGAAGUCCAGGCUUCUGGGCUCAAGGUGAUGAUGCUGGGCUUGGGGAGAGCUGACCGAGAGCAGCUACAUCGCUUAGUGCCAGGCAGGGACCCUGUGCAGAACUUCUUUGCUGUGGAUAAUGGCCCAAGCUUGGACCGGGCAGCCAGUGAUCUGGCAGGUGCCCUAUGUCAGGCAGCUGUGGCUACUCAGCUACAGCCAGAGCCUUGUGCUGUGCAUUGUCCAAAGGGUCAGAAAGGGGAGCCUGGAGUGAUGGGACUGCAGGGACAGGCUGGACCUCCUGGUCCCCCCGGUCUCCUGGGCAGGACCGGUGCUCCUGGCCCCCAAGGUCCCCCUGGAAGUACCAGCGCAAAGGGCGAGAGGGGCUUUCCUGGACCAGAAGGGCCUCCAGGUAGCCCUGGCCUCCCUGGUGUUCCUGGGACCCCUGGGACUUCUGGAACUAAGGGCUCCCCAGGGUGGCCUGGCUCUCGUGGGGAACCGGGAGAGCAAGGUCCUCAAGGCCCAAAGGGUGAGCCGGGGGAACCUGGGCAAGUCAUUAGAGGUGAGGGACCAGGGCUUCCUGGAAAGAAAGGGGACCCUGGACCUUUGGGACCCCCUGGACCUCGUGGGCCUUUGGGAGACCCAGGACCACGUGGUCCCCCAGGGCUUCCUGGAACGUCUUUGAAGGGUGACAAAGGUGAUCGUGGGGAACGGGGUCCCCCUGGACCAGGUAUUGGUGGCACUGGACAAGGCGAGCCUGGGCUUCCGGGACUACCUGGAAACCCUGGACCCCAAGGCCCAGUUGGCCCCUCUGGAGUGAAGGGAGAGAAGGGUGACUGUGAGGAUGGAGCCCCAGGCCUCCCAGGACAACCUGGAGCCCCAGGUGAGCCGGGCCUUCGGGGAAUUCCUGGAGUUAUUGGACCCAAAGGUGCCCGGGGACUGACAGGGACCCCGGGUGAGACUGGAGAAAAAGGUGAACGGGGACUGCCUGGUCCAGUGGGACCCCAGGGCCUCCCUGGGGUUGCUGGACAUCCUGGAGUGGAGGGUCCUGAGGGGCCACCAGGACCCACUGGCCGCCGAGGAGAGAAGGGAGAGCCUGGUCGCCCUGGGGAGCCUGCAGUGGGUCCUGAUGGUGCUGGAGCCAAAGGAGAAAAGGGAGAUGCUGGGCCCCCUGGGCCUAGAGGAGCUGCUGGAAUAAAAGGGGAACAGGGCCGACCUGGGUUGGUUCUUCCUGGAGACCCUGGUCCCAAAGGAGACCCUGGAGACCGGGGUCCUAUUGGCCUCACUGGCAGAGAAGGACCCACAGGUGACUCAGGGCCUCCUGGAGAGAAGGGCGAUCCUGGGCGACCUGGCCCUAUAGGACCUGUUGGCCCCCGAGGACGAGAUGGUGAAGCUGGAGAGAAAGGUGACGAGGGUCCCCCGGGUGACCCAGGUUUGCCUGGAAAAGCAGGCGAGCGUGGCCUUCGGGGGCCACCUGGAGCCCGGGGACCUGUGGGUGAAAAGGGAGACCAGGGAGAUCCUGGAGAGGAUGGACGAAAUGGCAGCCCUGGACCAUCUGGACCCAAGGGUGACCGUGGAGAGCCGGGCCCCCCAGGUCUUCCUGGACGACUAGUGGAUGCAGGACCUGGACCCAGAGAAAAGGGAGCGCCUGGACCAGAAGGUCCUCAAGGACCCAAGGGUGAUCCUGGCCCCCCUGGAGCUUCUGGAGUGAGAGGCAUUGAUGGGCUUCGGGGACCCCCGGGCCCCCAGGGAGACCCGGGUGUCCGAGGUCCUGCAGGGGAAAAGGGUGACCGGGGGCCCCCAGGGCUAGAUGGUCGGAGUGGGCUGGAUGGGAAACCAGGAGUCCCAGGCCCCCCAGGGAUACAUGGUGCUACAGGCAAAGCUGGGGACCAUGGGAGAGACGGGCUUCCAGGUCUUCGAGGAGAACACGGCCCCCCUGGGCCUCCUGGGCCUCCUGGAGUACCAGGAAAGGCAGGAGAGGAUGGCAAACCUGGCUUGAAUGGGAAAAACGGAGAACCUGGAGACCCUGGAGAAGAUGGAAGAAAGGGGGAAAAGGGAGAUUCAGGCGCUCCUGGGAGAGAAGGUCCUGAUGGCCCCAAGGGCGAACGUGGAGCUCCUGGUAACCCUGGACUCCAGGGCCCUCCAGGUCUGCCAGGGCAGGUUGGCCCUACUGGCCAGGGGUUUCCUGGUGUCCCAGGAAGUGUGGGCCCCAAGGGUGACCGUGGGGAAACUGGAGCCAAAGGCGAACAGGGCCUCCCAGGAGAACGUGGCUUACGAGGAGAACCUGGGAGCUUGCCGAAUGCAGAACGGUUGUUGGAAACUGCUGGCAUCAAGGUGUCUGCCCUGCGGGAGAUUGUGGAGACCUGGGAUGAGAGCUCUGGCAGUUUCCUGCCUGUGCCUGAGCGGCGUCGUGGUCCCAAGGGGGACCCGGGUGAGAGGGGCCCCCCAGGCAAGGAGGGCUCCAUUGGCCUUCCUGGAGAACGUGGACUGAAGGGAGAUCGUGGAGACGCUGGUCCUCAGGGGCCUCCUGGUCUGGCUCUUGGGGAGAGGGGCCUACCUGGACCACCUGGACUUGCUGGGGAACCUGGAAAGCCUGGCAUUCCUGGGCUCCCGGGCCGGGCUGGGGGCUCAGGGGAGGCAGGGAGGCCAGGAGAAAGGGGUGAACGGGGAGAGAAAGGAGAGCGUGGCGAACAGGGCAAAGAUGGCCUUCCUGGACUCCCUGGACCACCUGGCCCUCCUGGUCCCAAGGUGGCCAUAGAUGAACCGGGUCCUGGACUAUCUAGAGAACAAGGACCCCCUGGACUCAAGGGUGCUAAGGGGGAGCCAGGCAGUGAUGGUGACCGUGGACCCAAAGGAGACAGGGGUGUACCAGGCAUCAAGGGAGACGCAGGAGAACCUGGACAGAGGGGUUAUGAUGGCAGCCCGGGUCUACCAGGAGAACGUGGUGUGGCUGGGCCUGAAGGGAAGCCGGGUCUUCAGGGUCCAAGGGGGACCCCUGGCCCAGAGGGUGGCCAUGGAGAACCUGGACCACCUGGUACACCGGGUCUUGCUGGCCCUGCAGGACCUCAGGGACCCUCUGGCCUAAAGGGAGAACCUGGAGAGACUGGACCCCCAGGACGGGGUCUGCCUGGACCUACUGGAGCUGUGGGACUUCCUGGUCCCCCUGGUCCUUCAGGCCUUGUGGGUCCACAGGGGUCACCAGGUUUGCCUGGACAAGUGGGGGAAACAGGGAAACCAGGAACCCCAGGUCGUGAUGGUGCCAGUGGAAAGGAUGGAGACAGGGGAGGCCCUGGUGUGCCAGGGUUACCAGGUUUGCCUGGCCCUGUUGGACCUAAAGGAGAACCUGGACCUAUGGGGAGCCCUGGACAGGCAAUGGUUGGGCCCCCUGGAACAAAAGGAGAGAAGGGAGCCCCAGGAGGCUUUGCUGGAGACCUGCUGGGUGAGCCGGGAGCCAAAGGUGACCGAGGACUGCCAGGGCCACGGGGUGAGAAGGGUGAAGCUGGCCGUGCAGGAGAGCCUGGAGACCCUGGGGAAGAUGGUCAAAAAGGAGCUCCAGGACUCAAAGGUUUCAAGGGUGAGCCAGGAAUUGGGGCUCAGGGCCCCCCUGGGCCAAUCGGUACUCCAGGUAUGAAGGGAGACUUGGGCCCCCCUGGUGCUCCUGGUGCUCCUGGUGUUGUUGGGUUCCCUGGCCAGACAGGACCUCGAGGAGAGAUUGGCCAGCCAGGCCCUGUUGGAGAGCGGGGUCUGGCAGGCCCUCCAGGAAGAGAAGGUGCCCCAGGUCCCCUGGGGCCACCUGGACCACCAGGGUCAAUGGGAGCACCUGGGACCUCUGGACUCAAAGGAGACAAGGGAGAUCCCGGAGCAGGGCUACCUGGGCCCCGAGGAGAGCGUGGGGAACCAGGUGUCCGGGGUGAAGAUGGCCACCCCGGCCAGGAGGGACCUCGAGGACUCAUGGGCCCCCCUGGUAGCCGGGGAGACAGAGGAGAGAAGGGUGACGCUGGAACUGCGGGGCUAAAGGGAGACAAGGGUGACUCAGCUGUGAUUGAGGGGCCUCCAGGACUACGAGGUGCCAAAGGGGACAUGGGUGAACGAGGGCCUCGGGGCAUAGAUGGUGAAAAAGGACCUCGGGGAGACAGUGGCAACCCUGGUGACAAGGGCUCCAAAGGAGAACCUGGUGACAAAGGCUCUGCUGGAUCAAUUGGAGUUCGAGGGCUCACAGGACCCAAGGGUGAGCCUGGUGCUGCAGGGAUCCCUGGUGAGCCGGGAGCCCCAGGAAAGGAUGGAGCCCCUGGUUUCCAAGGAAACAAAGGAGAUAUUGGCUUCAUGGGUCCCCGGGGCCUCAAGGGUGAACGAGGAGUGAAGGGAGCCUGUGGCCUGGAUGGGGAGAAAGGAGACAAGGGAGAAGCUGGUCUCCCUGGCCGCCCUGGGCUGGCAGGACGGAAAGGAGAUAUAGGAGAGCCUGGUGUACCAGGCCAGUCUGGGGCUCCUGGAAAAGAAGGCCUGAUCGGUCCCAAGGGUGACCGAGGAUUUGAUGGGCAGUCAGGACCCAAAGGUGACCAGGGUGAGAAAGGAGAGAGGGGGCCCCCAGGAAUUGGGGGCUUGCCAGGUCCCAGAGGAAAUGAUGGUUCUGGAGGUCCCCCAGGGCCACCUGGCAAUGUGGGUCCUAAAGGCCCUGAAGGACUUCAGGGCCAGAAGGGUGAGCGAGGUCCUCCUGGAGAGAGUGUGGUAGGGGCUCCUGGUGCCCCUGGCACCCCCGGAGAGAGAGGGGAACAGGGACGGCCAGGGCCUGCUGGGCCCCGUGGGGAGAAGGGAGAAGCUGCACUGACAGAGGAUGACAUUCGGGGCUUUGUGCGUCAGGAGAUGAGUCAGCAUUGUGCCUGCCAGGGCCAGUUUAUCGCAUCUGGAUCACGACCCCUCCCCAGUUAUGCUGCAGACACAGCCAACCCCCAGCUCCACCAUGUGCCUGUGCUUCGGGUCUCUCAUGUAGAGGAAGAAGGCCAGGUGCCCCCUGAAGAUGAUGAUGACUUUUCUGAGUACUCUGUGUAUUCUGUGGAGGAAUACCAGGACCCUGAAUUUCCUUGGGAUGGUGAUAGCAAGGGCUGGGAUCAGAGAGGUUCAGACCCCUGCUCCCUACCACUGGAUGAGGGCUCCUGUACGGCCUAUACCCUGCGCUGGUACCAUCGGGCUGUGCCAGGUGGCACAGCCUGUCAUCCCUUCGUCUACGGUGGCUGUGGAGGGAAUGCCAACCGUUUUGGAACCCGUGAGGCCUGUGAGCACCGCUGUCCACCCCAGGUUGUCCAGAGCCAGAAAACAGCUUUAUCACAUGAUGGCCUGGUGGACUCUGCUGGUACUGAUGGUCCUGAUGCUGGACAGGGUCCUGGUUGUUCCUGGGACCCCUAUCCCUGCCUUCCAGCUCUUCUCUCAGAACUGUCCCAAGACCACUCCCUACUCUACAGCCUUGGAGAGUCCUUUAGCUACCACCACGGGGCCAUCAGCUUCCUGGAGCUAUCCCAAAACUGACCCCCGCUUGGGCCCACGCAUCACCCUCUCCCUGGAUGUCCCCAUUGGCCUCCUGAGGAUCAUAUUAGAGCAGGCCCGGACCAAGGCUGCCAGGGAGCAGGCUACCACCAAUGCCCGCAUCCUAGCCCAUGUUGGCCGCCGCUGAG